CAUGCGCCGAUUCUCUGCAUCGCAUAUAUGGCAAAAUCGCCUCGUGCUGUCCUCCAUCGGGUUUGCAGUUUGCCGCUGUUGAUCGUAUCUUGGAACCCUUUUCGAGAAGACUGGAUAUUAUAAACCGCAAAGAUGGCACGCCAGACAGUGCUAAGUGCGAACCUCAAGGAGAGGCACGUCAACAUGAUGGCCUUUACCGCAUGUGUAGGAUUCGGGUUGUUCCUGCAGUCCGGUAUCGUCAUCAAUAUGGCCGGACCUGGUGUUGCUGUCAUUGCUUUCGCAUUGGCGUGCACAAUCAUGUGGGCCAUUGUUGGUUGUGUCGGAGAGAUGACGGCGUUGUUCCCCAUUCCGGGUCCACUAUUCGAGUUCCCUGGACGGUUCUUGGAUGAAUCGGUAGGAUAUGCUACGGGAUGGCUGUCCUGGUUCGCGCUUACGGUCACAAUGGCGGCUCAGAUCAUGACCAUUUCCCGGCUGUUCAAGUUCAAUUUCGACCCCGAGUAUCUUCGCGACGUGGGAUACCCGGACGAAACGCUCUCCUGGAACACUGGCGGUGUAUCACCAGCUGCCUGGGUGUUCAUCUUCCUCAUCAUCAUCUUCGCGGUGAACAUUCUGCCGGUCCGGAUAUACGGCGAAGUCGAAUACUUCUUCGGCACCUGCAAAAUGCUGUUUAUUUCCGGGAUCAUCAUCUUCAAUGUCAUCGUAUCGGCGGCGCAGCUCGUCCCCCAUAGCUCGAACUUCUGGACGUGGAACAACCCGUGGGGAUUCUCGACCGAUGCAUUCGUCCUCAAGGUUGACAGCGAGCUGAAACCGACCAACGCGCUGACAGGCGAUGUUGGCCGGCUGGUAGGCUUAUGGACAGGUAUGACGACUGUCAUGUUCAGCCUUCUCGGCUUCGAAACCAUUGCGAUGACGGGGCCUGAGAACAAAGACCUUGAGAAGUGGGAGACUAUCAAAAUGUCCAGCAAGAAGCUCGUCAUGCGGGUCAGCCUUCUAUACUGUCUAGCAUGCUUCACAGGGGGCCUCAAUGUCCCCUACGAUGACCCCUACCUCAUCGAAGCACGAUGGGGAUCGAUCCAGGGUGGCCAGAACAGCUUGUUUGUCAUUUCCGCUGUUCGUAACCGCAUUCGAGGUCUCCCUCAGUUCCUCAAUGGUUUCUUCAUUUUCAGCUGCACCAGCGCUGCGAUCAGUUUAGUAUACAAUUCGUCCCGUCUGCUUCAUGCCUUGGCCAGCAUCCCUGAAGCCUGGCCUCUCUGGGCCCAGAGCUGGCGCCGUCGUCUCGAGCGGACGACCAGCCAGGGCGUGCCACUCGCGACGGUGACGGUGAGCUGGUCCAUCGGCUUCCUCGCCUUCCUUUCGGUGCAGCCCAAUUCAUCCCUAGCCCUCGGCCGCAUGGCUACUAAUGCCACCGUCUCGGUCCUCGUCGUCUACUCAGUCAUCUGCUUCUCCUACAUUCGUUUUUUUCACCGCCUCAAGCGCGCGGCCGAGGACCCUUCCCUCGAAAACCGCAGCGCCUUCAACCGCGAGGACCCACAAUACCCCUACCGCACAUCUGGCCAGCUCUUCCGCGCAGUAUACGGCUUUGUGUUCUGCAUCUUGCUGAUCCUCCUGAACGGAUGGCAGGCGUUCUUGUCACCAUUUGCAGUAGAGGACUUUAUCGUCAGCUAUGUCGGACCGGUGGCGUUCCUGAUCCUCAUUCUGUUCUACCACAUCAAGAGCGAUGGGUGGAAUCCGGCCAACUGGAGGUGGAGUGCAAGCAUGCAGAUCCAAAGACCGCCGCCGAAAGUGGUGGUCAGUGGAAGAAGGAGGGGGAAGUUGGUAUUUCCCGACCAAAAAGAAUUAUUCACUUCGGACAAUGGGAAAUCCCUGCUGGAGUGGAUUUGGGUGUGGUUGAAGUAAACAUUGGUCGAUUUGAGCGUUCUGUUAUAGUUUCAGCGUCAUUUUUGAAUCGGAUAAAGCGUCCUUUGGUUGAUUGGCUACGAGUGGCACGAUGCAGUGUAUAUGUGGCGCAA
Eremomyces bilateralis CBS 781.70 is the source of this 2009-nucleotide messenger RNA. Its product is annotated as proline-specific permease. Gene Ontology annotation, cellular component: membrane. The record is from RefSeq and is a predicted model, not a curated record. NCBI's taxonomy places the organism in Eukaryota, Fungi, Ascomycota, Dothideomycetes, Eremomycetales, Eremomycetaceae. Gene Ontology annotation, biological process: amino acid transmembrane transport. Gene Ontology annotation, molecular function: amino acid transmembrane transporter activity. The transcript has 4 exons. The coding region runs from base 133 to 1896 and encodes 587 amino acids.